Cydia strobilella is the source of this 881-nucleotide messenger RNA. It is a transcript of the gene Hsp20.1, whose product is annotated as protein lethal(2)essential for life-like. Gene Ontology annotation, cellular component: cytoplasm; nucleus. Bases 112 to 645 code for a protein of 177 amino acids. Gene Ontology annotation, biological process: protein refolding; response to heat. The transcript has a single exon. Lineage: Eukaryota; Metazoa; Arthropoda; Insecta; Lepidoptera; Tortricidae. The record is from RefSeq and is a predicted model, not a curated record.
GCCGGCGAAGCGUCAUGUUAUUCGAAAGAAAGCAACGCAACUGUAAACAUUCGGUGCAACGCACUGCGAUCUUAUUUGAAGCGGAAGAAAUCUAAGCUAACCAACGCAAAAAUGUCUCUGCUACCUUUCAUCAUGGGCUUGGAUCAUCCUCACCGCCUGAUGGAACAGGACUUCGGGCUCGCCUUGACUCCUGACGACUUACUCACCGCGGCCGUAUCUCCAAUGCUGUCCAGAGAUUACUACCGCCCCUGGAGGCAGCUGGCCGCCGCAGCGCGAGACGUCGGCUCCACCAUCAAGUCCGACAAGGAGAAGUUCCAAGUAAACCUCGACGUUCAACACUUCGCGCCUGAAGAGAUAACCGUCAAAACAGCCGACGGAUUCGUCGUCAUCGAGGGCAAACAUGAGGAAAAGAAGGACGAACACGGUUACAUCUCCCGCCAGUUCUCAAGACGGUACGCGCUCCCUGAAGGCUGCAACCCUGAGACAGUGGAGUCGAGGCUUUCGUCCGACGGCGUCCUGUCCAUCAUCGCUCCCCGCGUGGCUCCAGCUUUGAAGAACGAGAGGAGUGUCCCCAUCAGCCAGACUGGACCGGUUAGGAAGGAAAUCAAGGAUCAGUCGCCACAGGCCAACGGCGAUCAGAAGUAAUUCCCUUUUCUAAUUAGUAAUUAGUUUCGUCAUAAAAUAUAGCCCUCUUAGCUACAUGGCAGAGCCAAUAAGAGAGCUAAAUUUCUAUGGCCGCGUUUUAGUUUUUAGUCAUGUCAGUAUUUUCAUACUCAAUUGCAUUUCCAAAUUUUAUGUUAUGUGACAAAGACUGAUUUUGUAAAAAAUAGGUCAAACUCCUUAGUUAUUUAGGUUUAAAUAAAUUUCCUUUUAUGUGUAAA